Molecule: messenger RNA, 744 nt
Organism: Polistes canadensis
Lineage: Eukaryota; Metazoa; Arthropoda; Insecta; Hymenoptera; Vespidae
Exons: 3
Coding region: 47-667 (206 amino acids)
Source: RefSeq, a predicted model, not a curated record
AGAUCACUCCAAUUUUAAACUUACGAUUAGAUUCUAAUAAGUAAUCAUGCAAAUAAAACUACUGCAUAUUUAUUGGUAUUUAGUGCUAUUAACGAUUGUGCAGACAUGUGUAGAAGCGUUUGAAACUACUUAUUUCCAAAGUUCUAUGCAGACAGUACUAGAGAAUCGAAAUCAUUAUAAAGAAAUUUUAAUAAAACGCAGACAAGAGGAUGCGAAAUUUUUUGAAAAUUUAAAAAUGGAUGAACAUUAUUCUAAAUUAAACCAAAUAAUGAAUGCUAUUGCAAAUAUAGUACAACAAAUUAGGGAGAGUGAUUCAAUAUUAGAAAUGUCUAAAAUUACUAAAAGGAGUGAACGUACUCUAACAGAUCAACAAGUUAUAGAUGCCUAUCUUUCAGUAUUGGGAAAGACAAUUUUUUUUGUAGAUAUUUACUUUCAUUUUCCGAAAAUGACUGAGGAAAUUUUACAAUCUGAAAGUAAUUGGAAAACUUUACUAAGUGCUUCUUUGUCAUAUACUGUCAAUUUCUCUUUUGUUCUGGAUCAGUCUAUUAUUCAUAAAAUGGUUUUACUUGAAAGAGAACUACGCCCACUAAAAGUAGAGGAUAAAUUAACACAAAAAUUAAAUACUCCAUUAAAUAAAUUUUUAGAAACAGAAAACAUGGAAUUUUAAUCAUUUCAGAGAUAAUCUCAAUAAAUUAUGAAUUAUUUCAAGCUACUUUGUAUAAUAAAUAAACUGUUUUACAAACA